CUUUUUCUUAGGCAAUAUAAACAUGAAUUUAUGAUUGAAAUACAGUAAACAUUAACAUAAGAUGGAAAGAAACGUAAUAACAAAAAUAGAUACAACAACAAUUGAUAAUUAUUAUGAUAAUGAUCGAAUAUCUGAUCUUCCUGAUUUUAUUGCUCACCACAUUCUCUCAUUUUUAGUCGAUUCGCCUAAAGAGCUAAUUCGAACGAGCGUACUCUCCAAAAAAUGGUUAGCUCUAACUGCUUCUUUCCCCAUUUUGCAUUUCAACUUAGAAUCGUUUGAUAAAGCUAUAUAUCCAUCAUGGGCACCUUUUGAUCGCCAAUAUUCCAAAAAAAUAUUUUUCAAAUAUAUUGCAUAUACCAUUUCUAGAUUCUCACAACACCAAAAUGUCAUAAAUGCCAACACUUUCGACCUCCGAGCUGAGCUCGAGGAUCCUGCACAUGCAGAUAUUAUGAACAGAUGCCUUGGAUUUGUUCUUAAACCAGGCUUGCAGGUGUUUGCUAUUUAUAGUUGUGGCAGACACCGUUAUUCUGUGCCGCCGCCUAUGUAUCGUUUGCCUAAUGUGCUCUUGUCUGUCUCUUCGUUAACGUCUUUGAGUAUACGCGAUUGUGAGUUGCCUUCUUUGUUGAUUGCCGGUGAUGGUGACGUUGUUAGGUUUAAGUUGUUAAAGAUGUUGAAUCUUGAUGAUGUCUAUUUAAAUGAGGAAAUGAUUAAGUGUUUGACUGCUGGUUGUCCUCUUCUUGAAGAGUUUCGUGUUUGUCGCUGUUAUGGUUUUAAACGGCUUUGUGUUUAUGGGCUGCAAAAUCUGCAAAAAGUGGAGGUUUACUAUACGAGUGAAGUCGAGGAAAUAGACAUUCAAGCUCCAAAUCUAUCUGAUAUAUUUUUAUCAGAUAUGAAUGCAAAAGGUGUACCACCAUGUAUUAACUUGUUUUCUGGCAAAACGUUGUCAAUGAUUUUCUAUGGAUGUUUUUCUGAACAGUUUGCCGUCUCCUUAUCCAACUUUCCGUUUCUUGAAACUUUAAUCUUGAAGCUAUCUUAUGACCACACAAUUUUGAAGCUGUCAAGUCAUUCCUUGAGGACCUUAAGCCUAGAUACACAAAUUGAUUUGGAAGAUAUUGAGAUCGAUACCCCCAAUUUGCUUUAUUUUCAGUACUCUUCAAGAUGUUCAAAUGUGCAUCGCCCAAUAAGGAAUUCAGGCGAGUCAAAAGCAUGUAUGGAAUGUUACCCUGACCUUGAUUGUGACACUAUCUGGUUCCAGCAGUUUAGGCGGUUUUUGGACAAGACAAUUGCAUUUAAAGUGUUGAAGUUGCAUAUUUGCACGAAUAACACAGAUGUUGAAGAACUUAAGUUGCUCGAGUGGCCACCUUUUGAACUUGAGCACAUUGAGCUGAACGUGCGUGGCAUUAGUGAAUUAUCAGAAUAUUUGCCCGUUUUGGAAGCUGUUCUUUGGUGUUGCAGGCCUAGAUCUUUAACUUUAAAAUCAUUCAACUUUUAUAAUGAUAUUGAAAGGCGGAACCAAGUUGUUAAGUUUACAUAUGAGAAGCUGCUGCAACAAGAAGAUAAGGGCAAAACUAAUAUUCAGAUCAUGUUUUCUACUGUCAAAGCCUGCGGAUCUCAUGACUUGUUAAUUACCUUCUUAAAGGAGGAAGUUAAUCAUAAAGCAAGUCUAGAAGCAAGAUAUGAAUAGUCGAAAGGUAGGCGAAUAUGGAGAUUUUAUGGUGUACGAAUCUACCACUUAGGACGGAAGUACGAAAAUUCGGAAAGUACCAUUCAAGAUCGCAUUUCUGUUUUGGAGUACUCGAUUGCAGAAAUUAGUUAGAAAAAUAAAAUAAAAUUGUGAUGAUUUAACAUAUGGGUUCCAUCUUUUCCUUGGUUUGAUUUGGUAUUGGUUCCAAUAUUCUUGACUGAAUAUGUAUUUGAAGGAAGUGUUUGCUUCGUUAUUGAUUGUUUAGACAAUGUUCUUUGUUCUAGUUCAAGCGUGAUGUCGUGUUGAUUGUGGA
Molecule: messenger RNA, 1997 nt
Organism: Erigeron canadensis
Lineage: Eukaryota; Viridiplantae; Streptophyta; Magnoliopsida; Asterales; Asteraceae
Exons: 4
Coding region: 62-1684 (540 amino acids)
Molecular function (GO): protein binding
Source: RefSeq, a predicted model, not a curated record